Molecule: messenger RNA, 2706 nt
Organism: Toxotes jaculatrix (banded archerfish)
Lineage: Eukaryota; Metazoa; Chordata; Actinopteri; Toxotidae
Product: protein rapunzel-like
Exons: 3
Coding region: 137-850 (237 amino acids)
Source: RefSeq, a predicted model, not a curated record
UAACCUGCUAGAGGCUCAGGGAUUGCUGGGAAGAAGAAGGAGGCUGUCGAGGUUGGGACUUUGGAGAGAGAGGUAUAGGCAGAGACACUCUCAAAAGACGUCCACAUCGUCACACAGUGACUUCAGCAUCUGAGCCAUGAUGGAAGAAGAGAUCAUUGAGGACCAGGCCAAGCUGAAGCAGGGCCUGGUCAAUGUGCUUAAGUGUGUGGCCACCAUCUCCUCAGCAGCAGCCGUAGUUAAUCCCAUCUUUGGCGUGGCUGGCUCUCUGAUCCGGGUGGUGCUGCACCACAUUGAUGACGAGGACAUCCGCACCCUGAAACGGGAGUUCGGCUCGGUCAACCGAUCCCUGGACCAGCUGUCCCAGCAGAAUCGCAACACGCUGGUACAGAUCAAGAAGGAAACGCUGGAUGGCCAGUACUGUCAGGUGGAGGAGAAUCUGAAGAACCAGUUCAGAAAGUUCAUGGAGAUGGUGGAGGCAAGGCCGGAGCACCGCGAGCGCAAGAAGGACGACUUUGAAGAGAGCUAUGCCAAUGACUUGGGCGAUCAGAACCUGCACACCCUCUACGAUGGGGUGGUGGGUAAACCGAAGCUCUUCAGCAAGCCCAUCCUGGAGGUCUACCUGAAGCACUCGCAGGGCGACCGUGGCACCAUGGAGCGACUCUGCACACGCCUCACCUACCUGUUCUGCAUCGGGCUCAUCGCCCUCAUGGGCUACUCUGCCAUCAUAGGGGACGAUGAAGAGAGUAUCAGCGAGGAGUGGGCCAAGAAGAUGGAGCACGUGCAAAAGAAGAUGCAGGAAGCUCUUCGCAGGUGCGAAGAAGAAGCACCAAGAACUGAAGAAGAAGCAUGAGGAGCUUUUUUCUCUACCGCGGCUUUGCCUUCAUUUUCAGGACUCACAAGUCCACAUUCCCACACUAACCGCUUCCUCUUGGCUUCUUCUCGUCCUAUAAGCAAUUUGUAUGCAUCUCGUUUCACUGGCUGAGGACCUGGUGAUUAAAAUGAACAUGUCUCAUUUUAAAAAUCACAUAAUUUGUCUAAAACUCGCUGUAUACACAAGUGGUCUCUGAGCGGUCUUUAUGCAGAGGUUCUGUCCAGGUUGGGGUAAAGACAACAAAAUUAUUGUAAAAUAUUUGACUGUUUUGUAUUUGCUUCAAAUCACAAAUAUACACUAAGAGCUACAUUUUGGGCAGUGUCUGUAAAAUGCCAGAUAUCACAUCAAAUUAGGCUUUGACAGAAAUGUACCUGGCCUGAGUGACGUCCCAUCCCAUAAUGCACUUUUGGAAAACAUCUGCCAAUUAGGAAUUCAUUUUAGAUUUUGUGAAACACAUGUAUUACACUACAAGGGAAAAGUACGUUGGAAUGAGCAAAUAUCCUACACUAACAAGCUUAGGCUGCUGUCAUAUGAACAUAACACCAAUACAGGGGCUUCCUAUGAAUCAUUUAAAUUAUACAAGUCAGUAUCAUAUUUCUUAUCUCAUGCUAUUGAUGAAAUACCUUCUAUUAGACAGAGAGAGUUGUGAGUCAAGUUAUAACUAUGAAACAAGGAACAAGUAUGCCAAAGGUUCUGAGCUAUGAAUGUAACUGCAGCGAUACAAUCAUAUAAUCAUAUAUGAUGUGGUCAUACUGCCAUGAUACACAAUGCAUACUUGUUGUUGUCAAAGCACUAAAUUGAUCUUUUCUACACUAAUUUCAGAUGCUGCUGAGUUCUUUAUUUUUCUUUGUUUUUAGUGAACAUUUUCAGUUAAAAAAUUGAAAACACUAGCAGAAAUCGGAUCUGUUGUAACACUAACAUCUGGCAAAAUAAACACUUCACUGCAGGAUAUUCUAAAUGUAAUCUAAAAAUACUGUAUGUGCUUCCAUGUUCACUACCCUGAAUUGUGCUAUUUGACUUUGAAAUGUGGUAUUCUGAGAAACCUUCCCCUCUCAACUUGUGUCAUUCUGUUACUAUAUGUGCUACAGCCUUUUAGCAAUGCAGGAGGUGCACCAAGUGUUGCUGUAAUACAUAGAUGAAAUUAUCUGUGGGUUUCUUUGGGUUAUGGUCAUUUAGAGCCUAAAAACAUUUAAUGUCUAUUAUUGAUUUUUUAUUUUUCCUUUUACAGUUUAGCCUCAACUUCAAGAUAACAAUGCUAGCUCUUCACGGUCUUGUUAUGUACUUCAUCAUCUGACCAACAGUGCCUAAAUGUUUGAUUUGUUUUGUAUAAUUGUGUAUUCUUUAAAGUUCUUUUUUUUGGCUUAAAUCUUAUUAGGGCAGUUUAUCCUGGGAGAUUCAACUCAUAAAAUCUGAAACAUACAAAAUAUGUUAAAAAUAUGUGAAAAUUUUACUUAGGUGCAAAUGAGAGAAAUAGUAAUGAUGAAUUAUUUUUGUGGGUUAAUCUGAUUGUCAUUAAUGUCUUUCAGACCUCGCAGUCUGUGUAUUUUUAAAAAUGUUUUGCAGGGGUCUAGUCGAUACUGCUCUCAUCCUGUCAAUACCUAACUCUGUGUUAAAUUGGUUUGUUGAGGCCAUGGCAGUGUGCCAUAUCUCUUAUUGUUACAACGGAUUCAGUAUACGCUACAUAAAUAUAGCCAAAAUGCUGCUGACACGCAGGAAAUGUAUAUGAACGUCUUAAGGCUGUUUUGAAAUGUUAUAUAUAUGUGAUUAUCUUGCCUUUUUUGCUAUGGAUCUUUGGGUGUAUAUGCACUACUACAAAUAAACAUGAGUGAAUAAUA